This is a messenger RNA of Ambispora leptoticha, 606 nucleotides long. Lineage: Eukaryota; Fungi; Glomeromycota; Glomeromycetes; Archaeosporales; Ambisporaceae. The record is from the annotation of a GenBank genome assembly.
AUGGUAAAAUUUAAUCUCACAUAUACUGCCAUCCUUGCGUGCUUAACUGUGAUGGUGCAUACUCAAGCUCAAGAUGAUUGCCAAGUCUGUGACAAUGUACUCAAUCCGGCAUUCAAAUGCGCAGGUGUUAAUAAUAUUCUUUCAUUCGAAGCUUUACCAUCAGCUGCACAAGCAAGAUGUGCCUGUAAUCAAAAUUUCAUUAAUGGAUAUGGAAGUUGUGCUUAUUGCGCUGCAUACGCUUACGAUGACUUAAUGUCACUCUCCACUGCCGUUAGUACAUGUCAAAGCUAUGGUUAUUCUGUGAAGUUGCCCAGUAAUAGCAAUUCGGGAAGCAGCACUAAUACUAACGGAAGCAGUACUAACACUAAUGGGAGCAGUAACACUAAUGGCAGCAGUUCGGGAAAUAGUGACAACUCACCAUCAAGUAAUGCAAGCAACCAAAACUCCUCAUCAAAAAGUGGACUCAGCACAGGCGCUAUUGUUGGCAUAGCUAGUGGAGGUACUGUUUUAUUAGGAUUUGUUGCCGCAGCACUGACAGUUUAUUACAAGUGUUUGCAGGUUAAAAAAUUAAAAAAUGAGCAAAAACCGGAUCCCAAGCCUGCGUGA